Molecule: messenger RNA, 808 nt
Organism: Drosophila miranda
Lineage: Eukaryota; Metazoa; Arthropoda; Insecta; Diptera; Drosophilidae
Exons: 2
Coding region: 121-711 (196 amino acids)
Source: RefSeq, a predicted model, not a curated record
AUAGAUAGCAUGCCAUUCUAUUCCUAGAAACAGCUGUCGAGUAAAUCACAUCGGAGCAAAACUAAAUGCCUCAACAUCAAAAUUAUCCAUAAAGAAAAGCAACGAAUUUCACACAGCGCCAUGUCCGGACCGAAUACAAAGCAACAGCUGCGCGGAAUCCUCAAGGCUGCCAGAACCAGCCACCAGUCGAGCGUUGCGGGUUCGGUGAAUCCUGACGACGAGCCCAGCACCUCGAGGCAGGCCCAAGAUGGUCGGAGUCGUCAAUCGAAGUCGAUAACGGCCGUCGACUCUAAUGGUACUCUCUGCAAGCAGGGUGCCAUCGAAUGCCAUGUGCCCAACAGCUCGGACGACAGCAUCAAUGGUGUGGACGUGGCUUCCGUCCGGGACCUGGAGAGCAGUCACAAAUAUGUGUCCAGCAUUCGCACGGAUGACUGGAACUGCUGGACUGAAACGCAAAGCAAUAGCGAAUCGGUGUAUCCGGCGGACUCGUUGUACACAGCCGAUCCGGUCGUUACAGUGGAUCGUCUCUAUCCGAUGGCCCCCAGCCCCGACCGUGGGAGCUUCUGGAGCGGCUUUGCCAGCAGCCUCUGCGACUGGUUCAAGUGCAUUGCCGCCGGCUUUGGUCUGACUGGCCAGGAGGCGACCUCGGCCUGGUACAAGCACUGCUGGGACACUCUCGCAUCCGACUCUACACCACCACGCUCAGGCUGAAGGGCAACACUGCCAUAACCAUCGUUCCAAAAUAGCAAUUUUUUGCAUUUAAAUUAGGUUUCAAUUGAACUUGAAUAAACUCUAAUUACGAAGAUCA